CGUUACACACGUUGACACAAAAUAGACGGAAGGAGUAGUCUGUGGCGAGGAGAGAGAAAAUCAAUGGCAUCGAUUGUGAGGAACACCUUCAAGGCGAUCAAGGAGAAGGGUUUGGGCACCUUUCUUCGUGAGCUCAGGGAAGAAGGUUAUCUGAGAUGUCUACCAGAUGGAAACCUUCUGCAAACCAAAAUCCACAAUAUCGGGGGAAAGGUCGUGGGUGUCGAUCUAUAUGGAAAUAAGUAUUACGAGAACCUGAAUGCUCAAUAUGGAAGACACAGGUGGGUAGAAUAUGCAAGCAAGAACCGCUAUAAUGCUUCUCAAGUGCCACCAGAAUGGCAUGGUUGGCUUCACCACGUCACUGAUCACACAGGGGACGAGAUUCUUAUGUUGAAGCCGAGCAGAUAUGGAAUUGGACACAAGGAGAACUUCACUGGAGAGGGUGAUGAAAAAAUUUACCACUCCAAAGGCCAUGCACUCAAUCCUGGGCAACGAGACUGGACCAGGUACCAGUCAUGGCAACCUGGCAAGAACUAAACUACAUUAUUGUGCUUGUUGACAUUUUUUCCCCCAAGCAAACCACCUCCUGUGAUGAAUAAUGCCCUUUUAUGCAAAGUGUUACUAUGGCCGAGCAAGUGUUUGUUGGAAUUACAAGCAUAAAUCAUGCAAAAUUAGCAAAGCAGACAUUUUAUUGUUGUCGUUCUUGUGUAUUAACUGUAUGCGGAGUUGUGAAUCUAGAGCCUUUUCUGUUUCAAUCCUUUUAUUGCAAUGUGUUCCUUCAGUAAUUCUGAUGGAGGAUCUCAA
This is a messenger RNA of Spinacia oleracea (spinach), 801 nucleotides long. RefSeq names its product probable NADH dehydrogenase [ubiquinone] 1 alpha subcomplex subunit 12. The transcript has 5 exons. Gene Ontology annotation, biological process: response to oxidative stress. Bases 64 to 534 code for a protein of 156 amino acids. Gene Ontology annotation, cellular component: respiratory chain complex I; membrane. The record is from RefSeq and is a predicted model, not a curated record. Lineage: Eukaryota; Viridiplantae; Streptophyta; Magnoliopsida; Caryophyllales; Amaranthaceae.